This is a messenger RNA of Pogoniulus pusillus (Red-fronted tinkerbird), 2044 nucleotides long. It is a transcript of the gene KANSL2, whose product is annotated as KAT8 regulatory NSL complex subunit 2. NCBI's taxonomy places the organism in Eukaryota, Metazoa, Chordata, Aves, Piciformes, Lybiidae. The record is from RefSeq and is a predicted model, not a curated record. The coding region runs from base 124 to 1674 and encodes 516 amino acids. The transcript is spliced from 10 exons. Gene Ontology annotation, cellular component: NSL complex.
GAGGGGCUGGGGCGGGGGAGGGCUCGGGCCGGGAUCGGCACCGGCAGCGGCGGGCACCGGCGGCGGCACCGGGGAGCUGCGGUUCUCUCCUCCUCGCUCCCCUCCGCAGCUCCUCCCGCGGCCAUGAACCGGAUCCGCAUCCACGUUCUGCCGUCGCAGCGGAGCCGCCUGGCGCCGGGGCCGCGCCCGCCGGAGCCUCUGUGGUGCUCGUUCAGCGGGCGGCAGUGCUCGCAGCCGCGCCUGGAGGGGCAGGACUUCUGCCUCAGGCACAUCCUGGAGGACAGGACUGCCCCCUACAAGCAGUGCAGCUACGUCUCCACCAAGAACGGCAGGAGGUGCCCAAACGCUGCCCCCAAGCCCGAGAAGAAGGAUGGCACCUCCUUCUGUGCAGAGCAUGCCUGGAGGCACAGCCUGGCACUGCAAGCCCAGAUGAAGAAGUCCCACCCCGGGCCAGUGAGUGAGGCUCUGCUGUGCCAGCUCAGCUCCUAUGCCAGAGGCGAGCUGGGGGCACAGGGCACCGAGAGCAGCCGCAGCGAAGCCAGCAGGAUCCUGGAUGAGGACAGUUGGAGCGAUGGGGAGCAGGAUCCUGUCACCGUGGAGCAGACCUGGCGAGGGGACCCAGACAGUGAGGCUGACAGCAUCGACAGCGACCAGGAGGACCCCUUGAAGCACGCAGGGGUGUACACGGCCGAGGAGGUGGCCCUGAUCAUGCGGGAGAAGCUCAUCCGCCUGCAGUCGCUCUACAUCGACCAGUUCAAGAGGCUGCAGCACCUCCUGCAGGAGCGCAAGAGACGCUUCCUGCACAGCCGCCGCGCCGAGCACCAGGCCAUGGGCGACAGCCUCCUGACCGGCCCCGAGGGGCUGCUGGCCAAGGAACGAGAGAGCCUGAAGCGGCUCAAGUGCCUGCGGCGCUACCGGCAGCGCUACGGGGCCGAGGCUCUGCUGCACCGACAGCUGCGGGAGCGCAGGCUGCUGGCCAGCGAGGGCACCGCCCAGCAGGCUCACACCACCCGUUCCAGCCAGAGGUGUUUGGCCUUUGUGGACGAUGUGAGGUGCUCCAGGCAGCCGCUGCCGCUGAGCAGGCACUGCCUGCUGCACAUCUGCCAGGACACCAACCAGACCCUCUUCAAACCAUGCCAAGGCUCUGAGGAGGUGCCCUGCAACAAACCAGUCGCUGCCAGCCUGUCAGAGGAGCCCUGCUGCCCUCUCCACCUCCGUCUGCCAGCUCAGAUGUACAUCCCUGAGCAGGGCCUGGCAGUGCCAGAGGAGCUGGAGGCUGCCCCCAGCGACCUCUACUUAAGCGCCGCUGAGCUGCAGCCCACUGAGAGUUUGCCCCUGGAGUUCAGUGAUGACCUGGAUGUGGUGGGCGAUGGCAUGCAGUGCCCCCCAUCCCCUCUGCUCUUUGACCCCUCUGUGGCCCUGGAUCAGUCCCUCCGGGAGGUUGCUGAAGCUCCCAUUGAUAUUUUGGCCCUGGAGGACCCUCCCCAGCCUGGCAUCCCUCAGCUGGCACCGCUGGACAGAGGAACCUCCUCUGCCCACCUCUUCUCCCCACCCACCGAGCCUGCAGCUGAGCUGCCAGCACAGCAGAGUCGCCAGCCGCUGGCACUGUGCCCCCCUGGGCCCCGGCAGGAGACCUCUGCCAACGGGAGCCUGGAGCCGGCGUCUGUGAGCUGAGGGCAGCCUCUGGGUGCUCCCUCCUGGAUCCUCCGUGCCCCUGGCACACCUGCGGACCUGCACCGGCCCUGGCUGCUGUGCCAGCCUCGUCCUCAGAGGGCAUCUGGGCUGCGCCCCCGCCCGUGGGCGCCUCAACCCCCUCCCGUUGGCACUGCAAGGGCAGAGCUGCCCACCCAGAGGGCAGCCCGGGGGGGGCUCUGCCUGCUCCCUAGGGCCGGGAGAUGCUUUGCGGUGGGGAAUGGGCCCCGAGGAGGGGUCCAAGGGUGGGGGUGGGGGUGGGGGAGGGGCACGUGGACCCUGUGGCGAUUUUGGGGAGCGCGCGCGCCUGUGUCUGUCCCCAACCCCCCCCCAAUAAAGAGCUGGAGGUGGC